GAAAGAGGGUUUCCCAUGCGGUGAGAUGACUUGUCAGGAAGAACUCGGUGAAGUUUGUUUUGAGGAUCAGUCAUGCGUUUGUCCGUUUGGACAAAAACGCUCAGGUCCUAAAGAAAAAUGCCGUCCUGGACUGGUACAAGAUAGCGCAAGCUGA
This is a messenger RNA of Acanthocheilonema viteae, 154 nucleotides long. The record is from the annotation of a GenBank genome assembly. Lineage: Eukaryota; Metazoa; Nematoda; Chromadorea; Rhabditida; Onchocercidae.